Messenger RNA from Fulvia fulva, 1143 nucleotides. RefSeq lists its product as uncharacterized. The coding region runs from base 1 to 1143 and encodes 380 amino acids. The transcript has a single exon. The record is from RefSeq and is a predicted model, not a curated record. Gene Ontology annotation, molecular function: protein binding. NCBI's taxonomy places the organism in Eukaryota, Fungi, Ascomycota, Dothideomycetes, Mycosphaerellales, Mycosphaerellaceae.
AUGAUGAAGCCCGCGGUGGUCAUCAAGUACGACAAUGGUCGUGUAAGAGAUGCCGACCGCUAUGGCAGACGAGAUAGAGAGAACGCUGAAAGCUCAUCACCGACCGAGCUCACGCUGAGUUGGACUGCGAUACAAGAUCUCCUCACCCACCAGCGCGAGCUGGAAGCCAAACUCAUAGAGACCAAAGAGCUCCUGAAGUCUGGCGAUCAUGAUGCCGCGAGUGCGGCACUCGAGGGUACAUCUGAUCAUACCCUACCGGUGCGCACCUUUCUCGAGGCCGUGGAAGACACCAUCCCAGCGUUCAAGCGACCUUCGACUACAGCAUCCACGAUCAAAGCCAGCGAAGUCUUUUCUACACCUGAACUGCUGGAGAUGAUCCUCUUACACCUUACUACACCGCAAAAGCUUGGAGCUAUGCAGGUCUGUCGCACGUGGAGAGAUACUUUGAACUGCUCCAUCGAGUUGCUGCGGUCACUGGGCUUGGCCACGGGCGCAGAUGAGACAUACUACUCGCCAUUCGCCCUCACGUCCGUGGGCUAUCCACUGACACAGUGGGUCCCAGGUGUAAAGUUUUACGAGCUGGACCCCGACGAAUAUGGCCCCGAGAGCAGCUCGAACACACCAACAAACAGUGUCCGGUUGAUUCUUUACCUCGCCGAUUCCUUCAUCGUUGAUGGUACUCGACUUCGCUCCAUGCUCAUCUGCAGUCCGCCGCUCACUACCAUUUCUGCCGUGGUCCAUUGUCAAGGGUGCAGGAUCAUGGCAGAAGAUGACUUCCUGGAACAAGUGCAAGUCGUCUCCAGAUCACCGAAUGGCUACACCUUAGGAGAGCUGGUCGAGGUUACUGCUAGAUUGUGUAAGGACCAUGCGCAGUGUGGCUCAAGUACUGUCGAGUUCUCGGCGGAGGUCGAAUUGCAUCCGGAGCAUCCACUUAUCAUCGAACGUCGUGAGAAGCAGGAGGAGGCUAUACGGAGAGACAAGGAGGACGACGAGCUCAUGCGGUCUAUGACAUCGCAAAACGGGGACGGGGACGAUGAGGACCAGGAAGAGCGGGCGAGUGAGGUGGAUGAUGAGAGUCGAGACGAAGUUGGAGAUGAGACUGGGUCCGAUGAGAUUGGAAACUCGGACGAAGACGGACCAUAG